UCUCUGACCUCUGACCCAAAUGUAGCUUCUUUCCAGGUUUCUGCAAGAUUCUCGUUGUUUCUCGGCUAUUUUGCAGCUUUUAGGAAGCCAUGGCUGGACGCGGACGCCACGGGGUGUCAUUUUCCAAACCCUCGGAACCGAGCUUCAUAAAACAGUUCAAGGAACGCGUAGGAUACAAGGAGGGGCCAGACAUCAACACAAAAAGAGCAGAAGAGAAACCACCAGAAGAAGAGGAGGAAGAGGCAAGGGAUGACAGAGACGAUGAGAAGCCAACAGUUGUGGUCUUGAGGAAAGGAGAUCUCACUCAGGAGGAGGCUGACAGAUGGGAGGAGGAAAAGGAAAAGAAGGAUGAAGAAACAGCAAUAGCAGAAGGGAGAAUCACAUUCAAGAAGCCAGUAAAGAGAUCAGCCGAGGAGAAGACAGACUUAAAUGCCAGCACAUCAACAAAGAAGAGGAAAGACGACAAACCUGACAAAAAGAGUAAAAUGAAGAAAGUGAAAAAUUCUAGUUUGUUAUCUUUUGGAGAUGAUGAGGAGGAAGAGGAUGGUUGAUGGACGUACAUUGUACUGAUUGGUAGAUAAUUGGUGUUGCCAUGGUAACUUGUGCUAUACAAACAAUUAAACCAAGGCUGCUGUAGAUAAAGGUGCAUGUUUCGAUGUUUUCUUAUGGUCUAUUGAUGUACAUUGUACCCCGUGUUGUGAAUCAUAAUAAAAAUCUCCACAUGAAGAGGCUUAUCAUGAUU
This is a messenger RNA of Branchiostoma belcheri (Belcher's lancelet), 742 nucleotides long. RefSeq lists its product as uncharacterized. Bases 90 to 551 code for a protein of 153 amino acids. Lineage: Eukaryota; Metazoa; Chordata; Leptocardii; Amphioxiformes; Branchiostomatidae. The transcript has 3 exons. The record is from RefSeq and is a predicted model, not a curated record.